Messenger RNA from Trichoderma citrinoviride, 1314 nucleotides. RefSeq lists its product as hypothetical. NCBI's taxonomy places the organism in Eukaryota, Fungi, Ascomycota, Sordariomycetes, Hypocreales, Hypocreaceae. The transcript has a single exon. The record is from RefSeq and is a predicted model, not a curated record. The coding region runs from base 68 to 868 and encodes 266 amino acids.
AGCUGCCGGCUCACCAAACGAACCUCGUCGACGACAACAUCGCCCCCCUCUUUCAUAGCAGCCCACCAUGAAGUUCUCCUGCACCGCUGCCCUCGCCCUCAGCGGCGGCGCGCUCGCCCUGCAAGCCGGAUGCUUCUCCCAGCACAGCCAGCAGCUCGCUGAGUACUCUGACUGCGGCCAGCACGUCUCGCUCGAGUACUGCCUGUCGACGCUGACCUACGACGACACCGCCAGCGACCUCGAGGCCUGCUACACCAACGCCGGCUGCUCCCUGGCCGAGGCCGCCGCCGAGGCAAAGUACGCGCAGAAGCGGUGCGACGAGCUCGCCGACAUGGGCGAUCUCAAGAAGCGCUACCGCGGCGUCCUCGGCAGCCCCGUCAAGACGCUCGCCGCCCGCAACGCCCACAACGCCGCGCCCCUGCCCACCCACUGGGUCCGCGACAGCAGCAACCUCCAGUGCAAGGUCACCUCCACCGUCAAGACGUCGUCGUGCGACAUCUCCACCAACAGGGGCGUCCUCAAGACGAUAUCCUGCAUCCCCACCGAGGUGGCCAAGGCCGACUGCGCCCCGGGCCUCAUGUGCUCCAUGGACUCCCUCGGCGAGACCGUCUGCAUGAAGAAGAAGAACAGCCUCGACAUUGGCGGCAUCAUCAUCGCCAUCAUCUUUGGCGUCUCCAUCGUCGUCGCCAUCACCUUCCUGACCUUUGCCUGCUGCCGCGAGAGCCGCCACCAGAAGCAGCUCGAGGCCCGCGCCGAGGCCACCGCCCUCGCCCGCGCCCAGACGAAGAAGGCCCGCGCCGCCGAGACCCGCGCUCCCCUCAUGCGCCAGGAGGGUCCCGACCCCUUUGCCGACCGAAACCAGUCUUAGAGAGCGAGGUUCGGUCGUGGCCGUGGCCGUGACCCGGCACCGAGCAGGCUUGAGGUGGUUAGGGAACACGAGACCGGCCACGAGGGCGGUGACGGUGACGGUGACGCAGGACACUAAAAGGGGGGGGAGAAAGAGGAGAUAUCAGUAUACACACUUUCUUUCUCUCUCUUUUUGAUGUCUUGCUUUGUGCUUUUUUUCAGGGCUUUCGGCGCAUCAUGAAUGCUCUUCGAGCCGUUGGGUAACAGGGACAGAACAAACAUGAAAGAACCGGUGUUGGCAUUAUCUCAUUUCCAUAUAGCACACACAUAAAAACAAGAAGUUGAGCGUGCAAGCAACUUUUUGCCGCUGCUUCUUCUUCAUUUUCUCCGCCGGGGCAAGAUAAGCAGACACGCAGCGUUUUUUGAACAAAAGGGAGAUUUCCAGCUUAGAGACUGAGGCGAGCCUCA